GCGCGCAUUGCCAGCAGUACCCCGAACCACCACAACUGGCACCAAGUUCACCAACAAUAGCACAGGUGUUCAAGCAACUCCCAAGCCUGGCCUGGCCUGGCCUGGCCUGUCACCCAUACUCUCCUCCUCCUCCAGUGUUCGCCCUGUGGUCCUACACCCAUCUGGACAAACUCAGUUACAGACCCAACCUCGACCGCUCCGACACACGCCCAAAACCGAGUCCACGUAUGCGCCCACAAGCAAAGACGAGUCUAGAGUUAGACUACCUUAUCCGACCAGCACAAGCACUCAGCACUGAGUCCCGAGUCUGCACAGCACCUCCAUCCCAAAACAGGUCGCACAACAACAUGUCCUGACUUCGUCUACCCUCCCCUGCCGAGUCAUGCCCGUCCAGUCCAAGCCCAUCCCCGCCCUCUACACGGUGUACAUACUCCGUUCCACCGUACGCCACGCGUCUCUCUACAUCGGCUCGACGCCCAACCCUCCGCGCCGUCUGAAGCAGCACAAUGGCGAGGCCCGCGGCGGCGCUGCUCGCACCUCCCAUCUGAGCCUGCGGCCCUGGGACAUGGUGGGGCUGGUUUCCGGCUUCCCGGGCAUGGUUGCUGCUCUAAAGUUUGAAUGGGCGUUGACAAACCCGCAUCUUUCUCUGCAUAUACCCUCAACAUCCCGGAUCACUGUCUCGAACGGAGUGAAGAAGAAUGGACGCCCCCGCCGGCCUCGUGCGAGCCUCUCCUCGAUCUUGCCCAAUCUACAGCUCUUGCUAGGUGUACCAAGCUUUCGUCGGUGGCCGCUUACACUACAUUUCUUUGCAAAGGAUGUACACAAAGCAUGGGUUUCCUCCUCUGCCAACUCAACCAAGCCUCUGCGAAACACCCUCAACAUAGUCACCGACUUCGGCCCCGACCCCGCCGCAUCUUCAGACGACGUCGCUUGGGGCAUCCAUGCUUUACCUGUGGAUUACACAAACAUGAAGGCCUAUGUUGAAAAAGCACAGUCCAUUACCGCCUUUGAAAGAGAAGGCAACUGUGUUGUCUGCAAAGAAGCCCUCCCUCACGGUCAGGGAUUACACGCUGUAUGUCCAAACGAGUCUUGUGAGGGCGUUGGGCAUCUUGCGUGCUGGAGUCGUCAUAUGCUCCACAACGAAGAGGAUCGAGGAGUCGUAGUCCCUAUUCAGGGCCAUUGUCCACAAUGUGGGGGCCAGAUUCAGUGGGUCGAUAUGAUGAAAGAAUUGUCACUACGGGAAAGGGGUGCGAAAGAAAUCGAGGCUCUUCUGAAAGUGAAGAAGAGGCGAACGAAGACUUGAUAAGAUGCACGUGGGUCCCUCUGUCAAACACGGAUCUGCAAGAUCCAUCUGCGAGAUAACAUCUUUUCGGCCCGCAAAGCCUGUUUCUCCCAAUCGCCACGAGUCAGAUCGGUUCUUAUGAAUCAGACGGCUAGUGACGAGUUUUCGCAUUAUCGUCAUAGCAGUGGAGUUCUACCUUUGCGGCAGUGUCGAGUUAUUCUCACAG
Messenger RNA from Colletotrichum phormii, 1508 nucleotides. Its product is annotated as GIY-YIG catalytic domain-containing protein. Bases 383 to 1303 code for a protein of 306 amino acids. The transcript has 2 exons. NCBI's taxonomy places the organism in Eukaryota, Fungi, Ascomycota, Sordariomycetes, Glomerellales, Glomerellaceae. Gene Ontology annotation, cellular component: Slx1-Slx4 complex. The record is from RefSeq and is a predicted model, not a curated record. Gene Ontology annotation, biological process: double-strand break repair via homologous recombination. Gene Ontology annotation, molecular function: crossover junction DNA endonuclease activity; 5'-flap endonuclease activity.